Lizanozyma spartinae is the source of this 3462-nucleotide messenger RNA. It is a transcript of the gene RFX2, whose product is annotated as Rfx2p. Gene Ontology annotation, molecular function: DNA binding. NCBI's taxonomy places the organism in Eukaryota, Fungi, Ascomycota, Pichiomycetes, Serinales, Debaryomycetaceae. Gene Ontology annotation, biological process: regulation of DNA-templated transcription. The transcript has a single exon. The coding region runs from base 1 to 3462 and encodes 1153 amino acids. The record is from RefSeq and is a predicted model, not a curated record.
AUGUCAGGAGAUUCGGAAUCAUCAAACAAACGUCAAGCUAACUCCCCAUAUUUCCACAUGGCAGAAUCAAACCAUCCUAUAGCAGCCUCAAAUUCCAAUAAUCCAACUUCGUUACCGCAAGGCGAUCAAUUGCACCCAUCACCAAUCGCAUCUUAUCAUUCGCAGCAGCAUCUUAUAGAUGGGCCUCACCUUACUUCAUUCACACAUCAGCCACAAUUAAUUACACCAUCAGAUCAUUCCAGAGCACAUAUUGGGGACCAGUUUCCCCUUCUACCAACAUCUUCUGGUCAAGAUCAUCCCUUACCUCAGUUCCUGAUGCCACAGCCCAAAUUACAUGCGCAACACAACCCUCAUCAUAUAUACUACCAAAGAGAAGAUGUUUCUGGUCACACCACAUUCCCCCAAGGAGUAAUAGAGAACUAUGACCCACUAGAAGUACUAGACACAGAUACCAGUGCCAGUAUUACCCAUAGAUUUGCACAAAAUCCUAAUAUUCUAUACCAACAACCGCAUACUCAACUACCCCAAUCUGGUCAAGAAAACGUCGCAGCUAUAUCAUUAAAUCAAUAUGAUCCAAACUAUAUUUCAACAAUAUCUUCCAACGACUUUACUUCACAGUACGGACAUGUCUCGACCCCUCAUUUCUUGCAGCUGCGACCCCAACUACCUCAACAUGUAGUUAAUUGGGCGGGCCAAUCAAGAAAUCCUGAACUCCACAGUCAAGCCCAAUUACAUACACCCGCACUGGUUGGUGUGGAUUUAUCCUCUUCUUAUAUUGGAGGGCAUCAAAGAGCCAGCUAUCCCGGUCAAUUUUCAAGGGAAAACUUCAGGACAAUGCAAUAUAGAACUCCGUUAAAUGUUAUGGAGCCUUCAACUUCAGAAAAAAUGUUCAGGACUAAUGUUGGUUUAACGUGGCCCUUAAGUGGUCAUAACUAUCAGAAAUUGAUUGAAAGUAUCAGAAGAGUAACUAACAUGUCAAUUAAUCCAUUCUUGCUUGGUUUGUUGCACGAUUUUCGAUUUGGCAUCCCCAUAGACGAUUUUUACAAUUGUAUUUAUAAUAAUGAUGAUAAUAGUUUCAAUUUCCCUCUGAAUACAGAUAGGAAAGUGGAUACUUCUCUAGUGAAAGAUACCAAAUCUGCGGAUGCAUCCAUAAAGACGCUCUAUGAAGUGUUGAGUUUAGUCAAAAAAAUAAAGACAAAUCCAAGUGCUUCUCUUGAAGGUGACGAAAUCCGACCACUAAACUUUCAUGAGUUGCUACGUAACUUCUUAGCUAUCAAGAUCUUAAACGACAUGUUAAUUGAAGUACCAGAUACAUCAAAGCCUAGAAAUCCACCAAUUAACGAUAGCAUUAUUCCACGUUUAUCGAUUUACAAAACUUACUUCAUUAUUUGUCAACUUUUGAUAUCAAGAUAUCCCAGUAAUUCUAAUACAUAUCAAGAGCAACAGAAAAUUGUGCUCAGUCAGUCUAAAGUUGGUAAGUUGAUCAAACUUGUUUAUCCUGAGUUAAAGAUAAAGAGAUUAGGUGCAAGGGGUGAUUCUAAGUACACCUAUUUGGGUGUCCGGUGGAAUGAAUCACUUAUAUCUGAAUCAAUUAAGGAAAUGUGCAACAACAAUGACUUGAAGUCUUUAUUACUGAUUCAUAGUGAGUCUGAUGUUGUCAAUACGUUAAUAACUCCUGUCCGAAAUACGGAAUUGGUUAGUAGCUUGCCAUCAAUUCAGGGAGAUUCAAGUGCUGAUGUCAAUUCUCUCAUUGAGGAUGAAUCUGAUGAAAAAAGCUUAAAAAAGAGAAAGCCCAGUCACAAGUCGAUAAAACCACCAAGUUCCAAUUUUCGUGAUACUCACGUUAAGCGAGGUGCUUCCCUUAAUACUCAAAUUGGAGGUACAAGUUCCAGCACGGAAAAUAGAUGUAAUGACUCUGAACUGAUACCAUUCGUAUAUUCCUCCAGUUUGUCGUUUAUUAACCCUCAGUCAAAGUAUCCUGGACUAUUUGAGUCACCUGAGGUUUCUCUCGUUGGAACAUCCUGUUCAACGGCAGCUGGCUCGUGGUUUUCGGAUGCGAAAAGGAACAUAUAUAUAAGAUAUCCCUUCUUGGGUUCUUCUGUGUCAAGUAUCCUACGUGACAUAGCAAUUCAAGCUUCAGAAAGUUCAAUUAAGGAAGAUUACUUACUUAACUAUGUGACAUCCAACUUAUUGAGGCUGUAUAUGCAACAUCAAUUUGGGCAACAGCAAGAAGUUAGGAAGGCUCAUUAUUUAAAGUUUGAGAUGCAUGUCUUUUUAGCCUUGAUUCUUGAAUUCCUUCCAUAUUUCCUAUUACUUAGGACUAAGCCUGGUAAGGACGAUAUUCCUGGUGACUCUAUUUCAUUACCUCGUAAUGAAGCAUUUGUUGAAUACAUGAAAAUUAAUGUUCAACACUUGAGUGAAAAUCUUGUACUCAGAUAUUCUGAAGUGUUUUCUCUUCGUGAUGAUAAAAGUGGAGGCUCUCAUGAAGAAAUAUUGGAAGAUAACUUAGCAAAUUGGAGAAAGUUCCUGAAUGUAUUACGUUCCAUGUUGCAGUUGAAUGAGUUGCUUACUACAUUCAUUUGCUUCAGUCCUGCUAAUCGCCUUGAAAUGGCGUCAGAUUUCAAACAGCUAGAAAGCUACGAUACCAAUUACCGAAAUAUUUCAUUUCUAGGAGUUACACUAGACAGUAUUCAGCAGGAUGAGAGGAGAGAAACCAAUAAUAAGUCCAAAAUGUUCGAGGAGAACAUAGUUCUUCAUAAUCUCUUAGCAGUUCUUCUAUCCUACAACGUACAAGCCUUGUUGGUGGAUGUUAAAUCCAUUGCAAUUUUUUUCACCUACUACUGUGCAAAUUAUCUAUCGGGGAAAAGGUUUACAGGAAAUUUAAAUAAGGAUAUCACACUCUCUCAUAAAUCAUCAGGCAAUGAAUUAACAAAAUCGUCAGUUGAGGAUCUUCGAAAUUCACCGAUAAACGCAAGCGGACAAUAUGACAAAGUAUCAGUGUCAGACACACGAGCAGUAAUCGUAUCUGAUUUACUUCAACUAAUACACACAAAUUUAUUGACUUCAGAGCUUAAAAAUAAGUACAGCAUUUUAGUGUGUAAUUCCUUUUUCAAUUCGUUGUACGAUGAUAUGGUUCAAUACUGGAGGUUUAUAUAUCGGAAGAGCAUGGUGCAACCUGGCGAACAACAGUCCAAGCAACCAGUUUCAGAUUUCAAAAAGGAAGACUCCGGUAGUUUUGGUAUUGCUUCUACAAAAAUGGGUUUAGGGGUGCCCGGCACAGAUAUUCAAUCGGGACAUUAUAUGAUUUCGCAGCCAACGCAAGCUAUUGAUACUGGGGAAGAUAAUGCUACUCAAACACUGCAAAAAGUGCAACGUUGCUGGCUUUUUUUGACUUUCCUAAGGUCAUACACACUUCUUUUGGGAGAAAUAGUAGGUUUGCAAAACGUUUUACAACAGGAGUAA